AAAUCCAACAGUCACAGAGAGCACUCAGAGGAAACAAAGACGUUUUUAUCUCUAGACUGAAAAUGCUUGGAUUUUAUGAGAUGCUGUUUGCAGCUGUGGCCGUCUUGGCUUUGGUGAGGUCGUCUCCGGUGGUGGGGCCCGAGCCCAUCCGCUGCUCCCCAUGCACGCAACAGAAGCUGAAUGACUGUCCCGCAGUCCCGGAAGGCUGUAAGCAAGUUCUGAGAGAACCUGGCUGUGGCUGCUGCAUGGCCUGCGCUCUGGAGAAAGGUGCUUCCUGCGGCGUUCACACGGCCCACUGUGGUUCGGGUCUUCGCUGCACUCCCAGGCCGGGUGAGGCCAGACCACUCCACGCCCUGACCAGAGGACAGGGGAUUUGCACUGAAGACGAUGGCCAAGAGGAAGUUGAGGAAGUCCCAGAUCAUGGCUCAUUGCACUACUUGUUGGGGCUUAACCUUCCUUCUGAUCACCAAGAUGCUGCUGAGGGCCAGGAGAGCAUCAAAGCUAAAGUCAACGCCAUCCGCAACAAACUGGUACAACAGGGUCCAUGUCACAUUGAACUGCACGCAGCGCUGGAUCUGAUAGCCAGCUCUCAGCAGAAACUAGGUGAUAAGUUCACAACCUUUUACCUCCCCAACUGUGAUAAGCAUGGCUUCUACAAAUCCAAGCAGUGUGAGUCAUCUCUGGUUGGACCGCCUGCCCGCUGCUGGUGUGUGUCAUCGUGGAACGGGAAGAAGCUCCCAGGAUCCAGUGACCUCAUUGGCGAUGCGGAGUGCCACCAAGAAGUCACGCACUGAUGGAUGAACACACAAAAACAGACGUUCACUCUGGGAGAAUGUGUGUUUUGUAACUUUUUACAAACUACACUCAGUUGUCUCAAACUGUAAAAGCUUAUGAGGGAAAUAUUAUUUACAUAUUGUGCAUAUCAGAGACUUAUUUAUUGUCAGUAACCUUUUAUCUUUUGUAUUUUCUGACAUGUCCUUUUUGCAUGGGUAAAUAGGGCAACACUGCAUAAAGAACUCCAUUACUCACAACAACAGGUCCACCAGGACAACUUAAAAAUGUUUUUCCCUUUUAACUAAACAUACCAUAACUACCAGUGCUGCUAUGAGGUUUAUGGACUGAUCAGCAUGUGUCUACCUCUGGAGGUCUAUUCUGUUAUUUAUUUGUGUGUGCAUUUGAUUGGACUGGAUUUCAUGCAAAUGCUUUUUUGAUGAAAAUGUAUCUAUGCAGACAUUUAUUGAAGCAAAGUGUAUAUUUUAAUUAUGGUUGUUUAUGAUUAAAUUUGUAUGAAAAGGUAA
Nothobranchius furzeri (turquoise killifish) is the source of this 1298-nucleotide messenger RNA. RefSeq names its product insulin-like growth factor-binding protein 1. Gene Ontology annotation, biological process: regulation of insulin-like growth factor receptor signaling pathway. Lineage: Eukaryota; Metazoa; Chordata; Actinopteri; Cyprinodontiformes; Nothobranchiidae. The record is from RefSeq and is a predicted model, not a curated record. Gene Ontology annotation, molecular function: insulin-like growth factor II binding; insulin-like growth factor I binding. Gene Ontology annotation, cellular component: extracellular region.